Molecule: messenger RNA, 1473 nt
Organism: Microtus ochrogaster (prairie vole)
Lineage: Eukaryota; Metazoa; Chordata; Mammalia; Rodentia; Cricetidae
Product: cytochrome P450 2C19-like
Biological process (GO): xenobiotic metabolic process
Cellular component (GO): cytoplasm; intracellular membrane-bounded organelle
Molecular function (GO): heme binding; oxidoreductase activity, acting on paired donors, with incorporation or reduction of molecular oxygen, reduced flavin or flavoprotein as one donor, and incorporation of one atom of oxygen; iron ion binding
Source: RefSeq, a predicted model, not a curated record
AUGACUCUAGGUGUGCUUCUGGGGCUUGUUCUCUCAUGUCUGUUUCUCCUUUCACUAUGGAGGCAGAGCUCUGAGAGAAGAAAGCUUCCUCCUGGCCCCACUCCUCUCCCGAUCAUCGGAAAUAUUCUUCAGGUAGACCUUAAGGACAUCAGCAAAUCACUGAAGAAUUUAUCAAAAGUCUAUGGUCCUGUGUUCACUCUGUACUUGGGCAGAAAGCCUGCUGUGGUAUUGUAUGGGUAUGAAUCUGUGAAAGAAGCCUUGAUUGAUAAUGGUGAGGAGUUUGCUGGAAGAGGAAGCAUUCCAGUGUUUGAUAAGAUUAAUAAAGGUCUUGGCAUUGUUUUCAGUAAUGGGAGGAAUUGGAAAGCGAUGAGGCGCUUCUCACUCAUGGCUCUAAGGAACUUUGGAAUGGGGAAGAGGAGCAUUGAGGAUCGUGUUCAAGAGGAAGCUCGCUGUCUUGUGGAGGAAUUAAGGAAAACCAAUGGCUCACCCUGUGACCCCACCUUCAUCCUGGGCUGUGCUCCCUGCAAUGUCAUCUGCUCCAUUGUUUUCCAGAAUCGUUUUGAUUAUAAAGACAAGGAUUUUCUUAACUUAAUGAACAACUUAAAUAAAAAUGUAGAGAUUCUGAGUACUCCUUGGAUUCAGAUUUGCAAUAAUUUUCCUGCUAUAAUUGAUUAUCUACCAGGAAGACACAGAGAGUUGCUUGAAAAUUUUACUUUUUUAAAACAUUAUUUUUUGGCAAAAAUGAUAGAGCACCAAGAAUCACUGGACAUUAACAAUCCUCGGGACUUUAUUGAUUGUUUUCUGAUCAAAAUGGAUCAGGAAAAGAACAACCCAAAGACAGAGUUUACCUGUGAAAACUUGAUCUUCUCAGCAGGUGACCUGUUUGCUGCUGGGACAGAGACCACAAGUACAACACUGAGGUACUCCCUGCUGCUCCUGCUCAAGCACCCAGAAGUCACAGCCAAAGUCCAGAAAGAGAUUGACCAUGUGAUUGGUAGACACAGAAGCCCCAGCAUGCAGGACAGGAGUCACAUGCCUUACACUGAUGCUGUGUUGCAUGAGAUUCAGAGAUACAUUGAUCUCCUUCCUACCAGUCUACCCCAUGCAGUGACCUGUGACAUUAAGUUCAGAAACUAUCUCAUUCCCAAGGGAACCACUGUCAUCGCAUCAAUGUCAUCAGUGCUACAUGAUGACAAAGAAUUCCCCAACCCAGAGAGGUUUGAUCCUGGUCACUUUUUAGAUGAGAAUGGCAAGUUUAAGAAAAGUGACUACUUUGUUCCUUUCUCAACAGGAAAACGGAUUUGUGUGGGAGAAGGUCUGGCCCGAAUGGAGUUAUUUUUAUUCCUGACCACCAUUUUACAGAACUUUAAUCUGAAAUCUCCAGUUGACCUGAAAGACCUUGAUACCAGUCCAGUCAACAAUGGAUUUGUUUCUGUGCCACCCGAGUUUCAGAUCUGCUUUACUCCCAUCUGA